AAAUCGCCUGGCAACCAUAGGUCUAUGUUACACUAAAAUAGCUAAAUGUGGUGCGUUUUUCUUCUGUCUGGCAAAUUAUAAUAUUACGUCCACAAAGUGUAUUAAGGUCAAGGAUGAACAAACUGCAGUUUGCACAUGCGCAGAAAGGCACCACGUACGUGCUGGGCUCUCCCAGUAAGCUCGAGCCUUCUCCUGACACAUCUCACCGGUUAGUGUGUGCCGUUUGUCCAGCAAAAUGUUCAGAGCCGCCGUCCGACUCUCGGUCUCCGGUGUCCGGAGCCUAACCCGAACACAACCAAGAUGUCAAGCUCUCUUGGCCUCAAGGUGUUACUCACAUGGGAAGCAGGAGACUGAUGAGGAGUUUGAUGCCCGCUGGAUCACUUAUUUCAACAAGCCAGACAUUGAUGCGUGGGAGCUGAGGAAAGGAAUGAACACGUUGAUUGGCUAUGACCUGGUACCUGAGCCAAAGAUUCUUGAGGCUGCACUGAGAGCCUGCCGGAGAUUAGACGACCUGGCCAGCGCAGUCCGAAUUUUGGAAGCUGUGAAGGACAAAGCCGGGCCUCACAAAGAUAUCUACCCAUACCUGAUCCAGGAGCUGCGACCAACACUAGACGAGCUCGGCAUUUCUACACCUGAAGAACUUGGCAUUGACAAAGUGUAGAGGAGUCAAAUGGCAGGGGAAAUCCCCAGGACACAGAACCCUUGUAUUUAAAUGUUUGCCUCAUCAAAUGCGCGUGCUAUUUAAUUUGGCCUUUAUUAAGUUGUUUUACUUGUAAAAUAUGGAUGAACAUAAUAAAGGAAAUGUAUCUUUGAGUGUCACAAGUAUAAAGGACUAUUUUCUUGACAGCUAGAGGACUUUUUGAAGCAAUGCUACAGGAUCACCAGGUCACUGUCUAAUUCCUGUGUUUGUGAAGCUUUUUGUGUGUAUUGCCACCAGGGAGCAGCACUGUCUCAUGGAUGUAAUAUGCAUUCUACUGUAAUGAGUGCACAUUUCAUUAUGUUUUUAUUUCAAUUCAUUUCAGGGAAAAUUUACUGGAUGGUUAAAUGCAUUUGUUCAAAUGGUAGCUGGUUUUAUAAUCAUGAACUCGGGAUAUUAAAUGGGCCUUUAAUCGCCAUUUAGAUGCCAGUCAAAGCUCAGAUAAAACACCCUAAUAAUUAAGCUGUCUGAAUAUAUUUAUAAGUGAAGCCAAAAGCUUCUGCAUGACCUUUUUAAAUAGACAAGUAUACAUGUGUACAUAAUAUCCAAGUGAUAUGUUGGGAGGUCACACACAAUAAAAUCAUGGCUACACUGUUGCUAAAUGUAAAGAAUUAUUUCCAAAAUAAAUGAAGCGUUUGAUCUGUGUCCAAACAGUGUUUUAGAAGGCAUGCUGAUCUUUAAUAGUUUGAUGAAGUAAAAGUAAGAGCAGCAUCUCAGCAGCUGUCGCCGCUAGAGGGGGUUCUGUGUUAGGCUUUUAGCUGUUUGGAUUUUAGAGUUGUCCUGGAUGAAUCGGUGUCAGUCAGGGCUGCAGAAUGAUUUCCAACAGGGUAAAACCUCAUUGUUCUCGGUUUGGAAUACAAACAAUACUGACCAUUUCCAGUGUGUGUGUGUGUUUACUGUUUCCUU
Menidia menidia (Atlantic silverside) is the source of this 1603-nucleotide messenger RNA. Lineage: Eukaryota; Metazoa; Chordata; Actinopteri; Atheriniformes; Atherinopsidae. The record is from the annotation of a GenBank genome assembly.